AUGUUUGGAGUCCUAAACUUCUUCGGUUGGUUUAUUCUGCCUAACCUGCUGACAGGUUUUGCGCAGACGCUGUGGUAUCGCGUUAUGACACCAGUGGGUGAGCCCAAGCCCCUACGCAACAGCGCGCGGUUUCGCCGCGACCGUCGGCGCAUCUACUCAACCAUUAUCUGUGCGUAUCUACUUUUUUCUGUGGUAGAUGCAUAUUACUCGGUAGUACUGGAUCCUAAGAGUCCCCAGAGUCGCGAGGCGUCUCUGUAUAAGGUGCUCGAGAUUUCAGUUGACGACGCUGCAGACCUUUCCGGUCAAGAUCUGCGGUCUACGUUCCGCAAACUUUCACUCAAAUACCAUCCAGACAAGGUGGCUGCUGCUGCUUCUGCAGCCUCAGCUAAGAAUGGCCGCGCUACAGCAGGCAUGCGAAUCCAAGGAUUGUUUUCCCGCAAAGCCAAUAAAGCCGACGACUACUUAACGUGGAGCUCAGAACAGAUUGAGGCGCAGUUUAUUCAAAUCAAGGCAGCUUACGAGAUGCUUAACAACCAGGUGACCAAGUUUGGCUACGAAAGGUUUGGACCACAGGCUGUGGCAUGGUCCAAGAGGUUUGAUGUGCUUAUGGACUCUGUAGGCAAAGAUCGUGAUGGUAGUUUGACUGCACAGACAAUGCUGGAGUUUCUUGUGCUUGGACUGAAAUCGUCCAUGACAACAUUUUACCUGGGAACCUUUGGAUCCAUUGUGGUCAUGUAUACUAUUGGAUACCCCAAGACCGGCCAUGCGUGGCGUGUGUUUAUCGGUCUGUUGUGUAUGGUGUUGGAAAUCUUUAUUGUGACACGGCCGCUGUCUACAGUUUACUCAUACUUACCCGUCAUGCGCUGGUUUGGGUUAUUACCAUACCAGGCUAUUGCGAUUCUGCACAAUCUGAUGGUGACUUCGUUUGUUGCGAUUAACCAAUUGGGUCCGAUUAUUUCGGAGGGCGAGUCUGACGAUAGCGGGAGUGCUAGCAGUGACGAGAAGAAGAACAAUUCGACUGUCGCUGCAGCUAUUGCUGGUGUGCCUGGAACCGGUCUUGCUGGAGGUGGUGUGAUUCCACCUCUGGCGUCGACUCGUGGCCAGAACGUGCUACAGAAGCAAUUGGAGUUUUUGGAGCAAUUGACGGACAAUGUAGUGCAUGAGAGUGUGCAGUCAUAUCGACAUCAAUUACUGCCGUUUGUAGGCAAGGAGAAGGAACCAUUGCUGAAACAAGUGAAGCAAGCAACUGUGGAUGCACUUGUGAACCGACGGGUGAUGGACGAUGUGGAAGUAAAAGAUGCUGCAACUGAGGAAAUGCCCAUGGUGCGUGCUGCUGUGCAAGCCGAACGUAACGCUGUUUCAUCUUCCGGAUCAUCUUCUGGUUCAUCAUCGUCGCAGUCUAAUAAUCAUCCUGGGCCAGCCCGCAAGGUUGGCAGUCGCCGGAGAUAA
Messenger RNA from Magnusiomyces paraingens, 1449 nucleotides. RefSeq lists its product as uncharacterized. Gene Ontology annotation, molecular function: misfolded protein binding; protein-folding chaperone binding. Gene Ontology annotation, cellular component: endoplasmic reticulum. The record is from RefSeq and is a predicted model, not a curated record. The transcript has a single exon. The coding region runs from base 1 to 1449 and encodes 482 amino acids. Lineage: Eukaryota; Fungi; Ascomycota; Dipodascomycetes; Dipodascales; Dipodascaceae.